GACAAACUUCCCUGCACUUCCAUCCUAGCGUCGGCCUCGUGUUGUGAGACAGACCAUUCAGCUAAGUAGCAACACUGUAUUAUUCACACUAGAAGUCUGGCUCAUCGACUAACUAGUGGCUCAUGUCUCAAGUCCACUUGACUAUCUACCAACGGACAAAAAUCCGUCCCCCAAACGUGCAGGUAAAGACCAUAUUCUCCAUCGAUGAUUGGUGCACCGUGCAUAUUGACAUUACUGCUGGCUGGCCGCAUUGCAGCACGUAGACAGAGGCUUGACUCUGGACACGCCGUAAGCAAGGGAAACCCUCAUGCGCUGUACGAACUGUGCAAAGCAGCAACAGCGAGCCGUGAGAAAAUCAGGCCAUGGACGGACUACUCUGCUCCACCAAUUCGCACAGCUGUAGAUGUUGAUCUGACAUCCUCCUCAGUGUCCUUCUGCAGGAGAGCAGCGUCGUCUUCAAUAAAAGAAGGCUGUGGCAGCCCGAGAACUCCCGAGAGGUUGCAGGCUCCCGCUCCGUUGUCAAGGUCACAUUCGGUGAGCCCAAAGCGGACAAGCCUGAACAGGAAGGAUCGGGAGAAAACGGACACCGGAAACAUUGGCAUCUCCGCUCGGUCAUGUGAUGCCCGUCGCUCCAAAGCUUUCAGAACCGUCUCAGUCAUUCGUCUCAAGACAAUCCGUCCCGGGGAGCUCACGCCUGAAGCCGUGAAGCCAGCCAUCCAAUCGGGCCACCCUCGUACCCAUGCGAACUGUCGGACACCUCCUAGCUCCAAGGGGGAAAUGAAAUUGGCUGCCAGUCUGGCAUGGUGGGAUCCAUUGAUCUGUCAGCCAGUAGAAGGUGAACACAACACCGUCCAGGCAACUCGGACGAGGGAGGGGGGGGGGGUUAAGGGAUUCCGAGUUAGCCAGCAUAAAACACCCCGUGAUUAUUCCGAAGGGGAAGAAGGAGGGGGGGAUAGGAAAAGUGUAAUCAGAGCCAUACCGGCUUGGUACCACUCUCCUGCCCGGAGUCCCGGACAAGCCCAUGGGAAUCAUUUCACGGGGAGGGUGGGUUUUCCCCAGAAAAUUGACCUAGGUUUGGGUCAAUGGAAGGAUUGGAUGACCUCAAGAAAUGAGCUUGAGAAAUUCGACCGGAUCGAACCCACUGGCAUUCUUGGAAACGCAAGGUGCGUCUCGGGGCAGUGGCGGGCCCCGAAAUCGGCGGGGCAGGGGUACGGGAAAGCUACUAGGCAGUAA
This is a messenger RNA of Aspergillus neoniger CBS 115656, 1233 nucleotides long. RefSeq lists its product as uncharacterized. The coding region runs from base 205 to 1233 and encodes 342 amino acids. The transcript is spliced from 9 exons. NCBI's taxonomy places the organism in Eukaryota, Fungi, Ascomycota, Eurotiomycetes, Eurotiales, Aspergillaceae. The record is from RefSeq and is a predicted model, not a curated record.